Molecule: messenger RNA, 2024 nt
Organism: Papaver somniferum (opium poppy)
Lineage: Eukaryota; Viridiplantae; Streptophyta; Magnoliopsida; Ranunculales; Papaveraceae
Exons: 6
Coding region: 288-1703 (471 amino acids)
Source: RefSeq, a predicted model, not a curated record
UUUCUACAGCAUCUAGGGUUCGGGUAACUCUCUCCGUUUUAAAGUUUUCUGUCGGGUUCUCCUAGACACUGUCGCCUCUGACAGACUUCAACCCCUCAUUUUUCAUUUUUCCCGAGUUGUAGAAAAAAAACAAACUAAAUUCCUAGAAAAACACUAAGAAGUAAGAACCAUCUAAUGAAACCCUAGUUCAAGCUUUCAAGGUUCUUGAAUUCGUUCUUCAACUAUCUUUCAAGACGAAGAUACGAAAACGAGUACCAACCGGGUCAUCUGAAGCCCCAAAACCAAGAAUGACAACACCCACUGACAGACUAAGCCAAGCGCCUGUGGAAGGGCUCUCAGUUUUUUCUCAGGAUGCUCGUCCACUUGGCCGAGACCCCGUUAAAGCGUUGACAAGAGAAGAGAUUGAUAAGGCUCAUUCGUAUGUCUUGAAUAGUUGUGUUGAAGCUCAGCCAUACUUCGCUAAAUACCGCGAAGAACUGAAAGUUGGAAGUGGUGUUAAAUUAUCUGGAAGGCAACAAAAAGACUUUGCACAAUGGCUUAAACAAUAUCUGAUGACUUUGCGGCAUCAAGAAUCAGAAGAAGCCACAAAUGAAUUGUUCUCACUGGCUUGUGGACCUCACUCUAUGAGGUCAUACCCAUGCUGUGUUAUUAACGGGGUUUGUUUUUGGGUCAGACGGGAUAAGCGGCAUAAAGCUCCAAAUCCUGGAUUGCAUAUAGUUAGAGAACAUGAAGGUGAAGUGGUCGAGUUGUUUGGUUACGCAACCAAUGUAAUUGAGUUGGUCUAUAAACUUGGGCAUCGAGUUGUAUUAUUUAGCACUGAAUGGUUCAACACAAGUCCUAAUGAGAAUUUUAUUCAAAAGGAAGGUAAUUUAAUAAACAUAUGUGUGAACUUUAAGUGGUACCAUGAUGAUGCUUUUGUUCUUGCAAAUGAAGCAACACAAGUGUUCUACCUCGACGACCAAAAGUGGAGACCAAAUUGGAGAUUGGUUCAGGGACUGCAAGAUACAGUUUUGCUGAACAUCAAGCCCACUGAUGAUAUCAAGAAUGAAUCUAACAAAAACUCUGCAGCAGUAGCACAAAUUCCAGAUAACAUCUCUGAUAGUGAACACGAGCAGAGAAUAAGCACCGAACCACAGCGUAGUACAUCUAUGUCAUCGACGACAUCAUCACGUAAAGAAACAAGGAAGGAGCAGGUGAAUGAAUUGGUUAAGACUCUAGAAGCAGAGCUAGAGAAUGAACGUGCAUUGACGGUAAGUCAGAAGGCUGAACUCGAUAGUCGAUGUGCAUUAACCCAGGUUCAGAAGGCUGAACUCGAGAGCCAACGUGCAUUAACCCUGAGCCAAAAGGUUGAACUCGAGAGCCAACAAGCACUGACCCUGAGUCAGAAGGCUGAACUCGAGAGUCAGAGAGCAUUGAGCAAGAGUCAACAAACGGAACUCGAGAGUCAACGUUUAUUAACUCGGUGUCAACAGGCUGAACUUGAGAGCACACGGAGAGUUGUUCAGGGCCAAAAUCAGCUCCUUCAGGAUCAGCAGCAACUUCUUAAAGAUCAACAAGAACGCCUGAAACAUUUUGAAGACUUGGUAAUGAAUCUACACAAAAGUAGUGAUCAGUCAGGACCUGCCUUUGGUACGCCUGGGGCUGGGGUCGAUCUUACAGAAACUAUUGCCAGAAUGAGCACCUAUAAACGGAAGAGAGUUUAAAAUGAUGGAUUAUAUUUCAUCUGAGAAGUCCCUACUAGUGAUGGUAUAUGCCAUUGAUAAUCGUUGUAGUCUUUAAGUAGAAACACUUUUUUUUCUUUUUUAGUUUUAGCCGGACAUGUUAAUUUCAAUUUGUACAAUUAUUGUUUCUUGUGCUACUUCAUCAUCCCCAUUUGUUCUUUUCACUGACGGCUUCCGAAUGGUGGUGACAUACUCAUGGACUCAUGGAAGCCGAUUCUAGAUGUUUUUUGCAUUAGACUGUAGCCAAGUGGUGGGAGUAGCAUUAGACUCAUGGAAGCCGAUUCUAGAGUUCUCUUUUUUUUU